AGCUUUUUCGUACACAGACUAAAUUUGCGCAACGUGAAAAUAUGUCAUCUAACAUCCAAAAUAGUGGGUCCAAACAAAAAGUUUUAGAACCAGAGAAAGAUAAAAUGAAAAUAUAUGUGAUGCCUACUGAGGGAGCAGAGGAGGAUGAAACAUGUCAGACUUUUGUUCUGAACAACGAAGAUCACACACUCGGAAAUUCCUUGAGAUACAUGAUCAUGAAAAACCCAGAUACACAGUUUUGUGGGUACAGUAUCCCUCAUCCAUCUGAGGAAAAGAUUAAUUUUAGAAUACAAACAUAUGGAAAGCCAUCAAUAGAUGUUUUAAGAAAAGGACUUAAGGAUCUAAACACUGUAUGUGAACAUGUGCUAAGAACAUUUGAGACUAGCAUUAAUGAACACAAAAGGAGAAACCAGUCGGAUAUUGAAGCUAUGGACCAGUCAACCGGAUGAUCAGAACCCGUAAACCAGUCUAAUAAAGGUUCCAGUCUACCAGAAUAUAAAAAAGGAACAUUGAAUUGAAAAUGUGACCAGUCUUUGAAAAGAACACUUCCUGUCAUUACAGGGGAAAUGAGGAAUUGCCUGAUUUAAAAAAAAAACAGUUCUAAACUUCACACAGAUGAAUCUUGAAUGUAAAUGAUAAUAAUCCAUGCAGAGCAUGUUGGUUAAUCUGCAUGACAUCUUUAUUAUCAUUGACUUAAUGCUAUAUUCAAGUGUUGAGCCA
Ruditapes philippinarum (Manila clam) is the source of this 720-nucleotide messenger RNA. RefSeq names its product DNA-directed RNA polymerases I and III subunit RPAC2-like. Gene Ontology annotation, molecular function: protein dimerization activity; DNA-directed RNA polymerase activity. NCBI's taxonomy places the organism in Eukaryota, Metazoa, Mollusca, Bivalvia, Venerida, Veneridae. Gene Ontology annotation, cellular component: RNA polymerase III complex; RNA polymerase I complex. The record is from RefSeq and is a predicted model, not a curated record. The transcript has 5 exons. The coding region runs from base 42 to 449 and encodes 135 amino acids. Gene Ontology annotation, biological process: DNA-templated transcription.